Molecule: messenger RNA, 582 nt
Organism: Syzygium oleosum
Lineage: Eukaryota; Viridiplantae; Streptophyta; Magnoliopsida; Myrtales; Myrtaceae
Exons: 1
Coding region: 1-582 (193 amino acids)
Molecular function (GO): RNA-DNA hybrid ribonuclease activity; nucleic acid binding
Source: RefSeq, a predicted model, not a curated record
AUGACUCAAAACAAUAGCAGGUGGAAUCAACAAAGCUCAAAUUUGUAUACUGAACAGAGACUGUUACCUCAGCACUGGAACCCACAGACGAAGAACUCCUUCAAAAUCAAUAUUGAUGGAUCUUUCCUUGAACAUGCAACAGAAGGAGCAGUAGCCGGGAUCCUCAGAGACGCGAUUGGAACUUUGCUCGACGGCUUCACCGGGAUAGUUCCGGCUACUUCAUCGCUACACACAGAACUGCAAGCGCUACUGCAAGCGCUCCAAGCUUUCGUCGCCUGGAGAAACGAGCACAUAGUGCUGGAGACGGACAGUCUUUUGAUUGUCAAGAUGUUGAAUGAGCAAGGUCAAGUUGGCUGGGAAGAUGAAGCUGCUGUCCACGAAGCCCAAAUCCGUUUGGCCCACUAUAGCAAGAUAACUGUGGCCCAUUGCAACCGAACCGCCAACCAAGCUGCUGAUUGGAUCGCUAAGGCACAACGUCAAAAAUCUCUUUUUUCGUCUUGGCUCAUGCGUCUCCCCCAACCUUUAUGGGAGUUAUUAUGUUUUGAUGCUCCCCUGUCGGGCUGUAGAUCCAAGAACUCUUAA